Mollisia scopiformis is the source of this 3734-nucleotide messenger RNA. Its product is annotated as L domain-like protein. Gene Ontology annotation, molecular function: protein binding. The record is from RefSeq and is a predicted model, not a curated record. The transcript is spliced from 3 exons. The coding region runs from base 406 to 3561 and encodes 1051 amino acids. NCBI's taxonomy places the organism in Eukaryota, Fungi, Ascomycota, Leotiomycetes, Helotiales, Mollisiaceae.
CCGAGAUUGGAUACGGCGCACUUGAUUUGAUACGGAAGCUCUGUCCGAAAAAGCAAUUCACAUUUAUUUCCAUUGGUCAAUGUGACUCUAGUCAGGCACAAUAUUCCCAAAGCUCCCAGAUUUGAUAGACGGGAAGCUGGCGGAGCGAUAACGCUGCCUGACGAGGCUCCCCUUGGCGUCGACCGUUCCUACCUGGCCGUUUUUUAAUUACUGAUGAUCAGAACCACAAACCACAACUUACAAACCCCCCCAUCCCUUCUCUGUGUGAGCUUCAGCUCUUGCUUUCUUUUGGACCUUCUGCAUAAUCAUUAUUCGACAGCCCAUCCUCGUCCACCGUCCAGCACUAUGAUCAACUCCUGAACCCUUCCACUCGUUGUCGUUGUUGCUACGAACAGCUCUCCGACCAUGGAUCAGUCAACCAGCAGUCCCAAACCAUCUGGGAUUCCAAGACCCUCGAAAGUUUCAAGGCUUCCCGUUCCAAAAGCAGGCAGCCUGCGUACAGCUCCAUCUCGCGAGAAUCUCAAAUCCUCAACCCGACAGAGUAUCAACAAUCCUCCUCUGCGAAGCUCGGCAUCACGCGAUCAGCUAUCCGCAACUCCUGCCAAACCCCGCAUUUCUUCGACAUCCACACGAAGCAGAGAACCUAUUAUCCCUCGCGACCGAGAUGUGUCGACUGGCACAGUUAUCUAUAAUCCUACUCCGCAAACUGUUCGGCGGAAACCCAGCGGUGAUGCUUUGUUCAGGAAGCCUUCACGACCCACCCUUCGAGAGGUGAAGCCUGAGCAGAGAGAGGAAGAGGAAGAGGCAGAUGCAGACGAGAAUAUUGGGACAGUCAUCGAGGAGGAGGGUCAACAUGAUCUCCCUCGAAGGCCUCGCCCUUCUUUAUCGGAGCGAACAAUGGAGACACUACAGAACAUACCAUCUUCUCCUGCAGUGCGGAAUAGACGAUCGAGUUUUUUCAAUAGCGAUAGUCCAAUGCGGCCUCCAUCUCGCUCCGUGAGCAGACCGACAUCAAGUGCAGGCUCAGGCUCUGGUUCCGGUUCUGUUUCGUCCUUCCCAAUAGACUUUCGAGCUUCUACGAAUACCUUCAGACCUCCACAAUCUUCAAUAUCAGCCCAUACUCCCAUGAAGCGUCCUAGUACUGCCAAACCUUACAAGACUCCUUCGACUACUCGAAGUACUGUUCCUCCUGCUGAUACCCAGCCCAAGGUCGUAUCCAAUUUUAGUUCCUCUCUUCGCCAGAGAUCGCCAAGUCCAGUAAAAACUGUUGCUCCACUUCCGAGCAUAAAGUCUGGAAGUAAGACGUUCUCUGCUCGUUCUGUGAAACCUCGUGCAUCUCUCAAUGGAUUGUUCCGGAAGCCAUCUGUGCCCUCUUUGAACCAGGCCGGGGAGCUCGAUAGAAUUGGAUUUGAGAAGAAGGCUGCUACGUUCUCCAACAGCUCUUCAGAAGCUACUUCAUCUGCUUCUAGAUCUUCGAAGGCGAAUAGCUCCUUGACCACAGUUUCUAGCGAGGAUGCACCGACACCAAGAAAGUCAUCACUUGCUUUGCGGGAUCAGAUAGCCAAAGCUAAAGCUGCGAAACGAGCUGCUGCGGCAAAGCAAGUAGCUGCAGGAGGCAGCACCGAAGAGGAGGUCCCGGUCAUUCCAACUGGUACAUUUGAUUUUGGCUUAUCAGAUGAUCCCUUCAAUCAACAGAAGCUCGAUGAUAAUUUCAAAGGACUUCUCCGGAAACGAAUCGACGCAGCUCGUACAGAUGGGAGACUGAACAUUGCAGGCAUGGGAUUCAAGGAGAUACCCGAAGAGGUCAUGAUUAUGUAUAAUCUUGAAGCAAUUGGCAAAGGAGGAAGUGCUUGGGCUGAAUCUGUCGAUCUCACCCGGUUCGUUGCUGCUGAUAAUGAGCUUGAACUUCUUUCUGAUGAUGUAUUUCCGGAUAUGGAUCCACGAGAAAGCACGGAUGAUGAGGAAGCUAAGGGUAACCAGUUUGGAGGAUUGGAAACAUUAGAUUUACAUGGAAAUGUGUUAAUCGCUCUUCCUCGUGGUUUAAGAAGACUCGAAUUGCUGACCACGCUGAACAUCUCCAACAAUAAACUUGGCAAUGAUUGUUUUGAAGUGGUGUCACAAAUUCCCUCGCUGCGAGACCUCAAGAUUGCCGGCAACGGAUUGACUGGUCCAUUGGAUCCAAGUGUCACGAAUCUUAAGAACCUCGAAAGCUUGGACUUGCAGCGUAACGCUUUGAUCUCCUUGCCUGAAGGUCUAGCAGAACUUGUACGGCUCCGAGUACUCAACAUCACAGAGAACAGCUUCACAUCUCUGCCUUUCGAGACUUUACGUCAUUUACCCCUCACUGAACUCUACGCCGCGAAGAACAAGCUCACUGGCACUUUGGUUUACUCCGAAGUAGAUGAGCUAUCCCUUCUUCAAAUUCUUGAUGUCACGAGUAAUUUGCUGACGAGUCUCGACAAUGCUGGCCAUUUACGACUUCCAGCUCUCCACCAACUGAAUUGUUCAAUAAAUCGCUUGACAAGUCUUCCAGAUAUGUCAUCUUGGAUUUCUCUUCUUACUCUCGCUGCUGAGGACAACAACAUUGCAGCUAUUCCUGAUGGUUUCACUACGCUGCCAAAGAUUAGAAAUGUCGAUUUCACAGGCAACAAUCUCAGAGUUCUUGAUGAUCGUAUUGGAGGCAUGGCUAGUCUUGAUAUCUUCAGGAUCAGUGGCAAUCCACUCAGAGAAAAGAAGUUCUCAGGCAUGACGACUGAGGAUCUCAAGCGAGCACUGAAAGCACGCAUGGCACCAGAGGAGGUCGAAACGAUUGAUAAAGAGACAGACGGAGAUGGAACCUUUUACUCUGCGCCAGUGUCCCCAAUUUCACCUCGACCUUCAUCUUCGGAUUGGCCUGUCAAACCUGGUGGAGUCCUCGAUCGUUCGGGCACGCAAUCACAUUCUCUCAACCCUGUCGCAGCAGCAGAUGUGGCUGCCAACAAUGCAAUCAAGGUAUUGGAAUUACAUCAUAACAUGUUCAAGGAGAUUCCAAGCUCUAUUGCAUUCUUUACCACUACUCUGACGACAUUGAGUGUUGCUCACAACGAGUUGACCAGCGAUACAUUUCUCAAGGACGACCUUGAAUUACCAGCAUUGAAGGAACUGAAUCUGAGUUCAAACACUUUCAAUUCUCUCCAGCCCCUGAUCCAACACCUCAAAGCUUCACAAUUGGAACGACUGGAUAUCAGCUUCAAUCGCCUAACUUCGCUACCUACGCUGAAACCACAUUUCCCAAAUCUGACUACGCUUCUUGCUUCAAACAACACAAUCAGAGAGUUAUCACCGGAGUCAAUCAAGGGUUUGAGGACCGUGGAUUGUGCGAGCAACGAAAUCAACAGCUUGAACGCUCGAAUUGGAUUGUUAGGAGGAGCGGGCGGCCUGGAGCGACUGGAUGUUAGUGGUAACAGAUUCCGAGUGCCGAAGUAUACGAUUCUGGAGAAGGGAACUGAAGCAACUCUUGCAUGGUUGAGAGACAAAAUUCCCGCAGGCGAAGCGAGCCCUCCUACUACGGAUGUUGAUUAAAAUGUUUAAAUGAGUGUCGAGUAUUGGUAUACCCAGAAUUAAGCGGGAGUUGAGUUUUGGUUAGGGAUGGGUGGAUUCAAUCCUUUCAAGAGGCAUCAGGUUCUUUCCGUAUACUUAAUCAGGACUUCCUGUAAUGGCAGUGUAGAUAACUUGUAAUGCAAACAUCCUUCCAC